AUUUGCUUGAUGUUUACUUACUGACAUUGAGCGCUUAGAUCGUUAAAAGCCAAGAACUUCUUAAACUGAUUCUUCAAAAUGGGAGACAAUGCGCCUAUAGCGGAUCCAGAGAUCAAAUACACUCAGAUCUUUAUUAACAAUGAGUUCGUAAAGUCUGUCAGUGGUAAAACGUUCCCCACCAACAACCCCUGCACAGGGGAACCCAUUGUGCAGAUACAGGAGGGAGAUAAAGCAGAUGUAGAUAAAGCAGUCAGCGCUGCCAAAGCUGCUUUUAAACUUGGGUCACCAUGGCGAAGAAUGGAUGCUUCUCAGAGAGGACGCCUUCUGAAUAAACUUGCUGACACCAUUGAAAGAGAUGGUCGCCAACUUGCGAGCUUAGAGACAUUGGACAAUGGAAAACCCUUUGGAUAUGCUUUUAACUUUGACCUAGUAUUUGCCAUCAAAGUUCUUCGAUACUAUGCAGGAUGGGCAGAUAAGAUUGUUGGUCAGACUAUUCCCUCGGAUGGCGACUUCUUCACUUACACCAGACAUGAACCCAUUGGUGUAUGUGGUCAGAUCAUUCCCUGGAAUUUUCCAUUGUUGAUGAUGUCAUGGAAGAUAGCGCCUGCCUUGGCUUGUGGAAACACUUUGGUGCUGAAGCCCGCAGAACAGACGCCAUUGACGGCGCUCUUUGUGUGCGCCCUAGUAAAAGAGGUAGGGUUCCCCCCUGGAGUUGUUAACGUAGUUCCCGGCUAUGGACCUACUGCGGGGGCAGCCAUUUCUAACCACAUGGACGUCGACAAGAUUGCAUUCACUGGAUCAACUGAAGUGGGACGUUUGAUACUAGAGGCAGCUGGCAAAUCCAACCUAAAGGAAGUCUCACUAGAGCUCGGUGGGAAGAGUCCGAAUAUCAUUUUCGCCGAUGCGGAUCUGGCGGAUGCAGUAGAAUGGUCGCAUAAUGCUCUGUUCGCCAAUAGUGGCCAGGCAUGCUCUGCAGGGUCCAGGACAUACGUGGAAGAGAGCAUUUAUGAAGAGUUUGUGAAACGCUCGGUCGAGAGAGCAAAGACAAGGAAGAUUGGCAAUCCUCUUGAUGCAGACACAGAAUCUGGACCACAGAUUGAUGAGGAGCAGUUCAACAAGAUUCUGGAACUGAUCAAGAGCGGGGAAGAAGAGGGCGCAAAGAUGCACUGUGGAGGAAAACGAUUCGGAGACAAGGGAUAUUUCAUUGAGUCUACUGUAUUUUCUGACGUAACCGAUGAUAUGAGAAUCGCCAGAGAAGAGAUUUUUGGACCCGUUAUGCAAAUCAUCAAAUUUAAAGAUAUAGAUGAAGUUAUCCCGCGUGCAAAUGAUACAUCAUAUGGCCUAGCGGCUGCAGUCUUCACCAAGGACAUCAAUAAAGCAAUAACUAUUGCCAACAGUGUGCAGGCUGGUUCUGUAUUUGUGAAUUGCUACAACAGCCUUAGUGCCAACACUCCAUUUGGUGGCUUCAAGGAGUCAGGAAUAGGACGUGAAUUGGGAAGUUAUGGAAUAGAACACUAUUCUGAAGUGAAGACCGUUACAAUCAAGAUACCACAGAAAAAUUCAUAAUCACCGAGGAGCUGACUUUCACACUGAUAAAAUACAUGUACUGUAAUGAUGGAUAAUCACUUUGACAAUCACUUUGAAUUUCUGGGGGUUUGAGUAGUUGGGAAAUGGGGAAUUUGAGAUGGUGAAUUAGAAAUGUGCCUGUUAAAGGUUUUUAAAGGUUAAUAUUUUGGCUAUAGAAAUCUGAAAUAUCAAAAAAUUCCAGCUUGUAACCCUUCUUAUUUUGAAGACAUUCAAGUCACGGUUACAUAAUAGGAAGAUUGACUUUAUUGUUCUUGAACUCCUCUGCAGGGGGUCUUUUGAAGAUU
Molecule: messenger RNA, 1871 nt
Organism: Owenia fusiformis
Lineage: Eukaryota; Metazoa; Annelida; Polychaeta; Sabellida; Oweniidae
Source: the annotation of a GenBank genome assembly